UAAACAAAUUUUCUUAUACAUAUUAAUAACAACAGAAUGAAAAUGGAAGCCAGCUGUAAUAACAAUCGUCAAAUCUGUGGAAAUAUAUUUAUAAAUAUAAAAACAAUUAAAAAUGAUAAUAAAGAUUUUACAUUUCAUUGCGCUUUUUGCAAUGCGGACUGCGACCAAUUACAACAUUUUUCUGAACACCUUGAAGAACAUUUGCAUUAUUUUGAAGAACAUGAGAAGAGUCCAAAUUUUCAAUUUGAACCAGAAGAAAUUAAACAACGAAUUACUAUGCAAGUAUUUGAUGAUGCCUAUAAUAAAAAUAUAAAUACUGCCACAAGCUCGGAGGUUUAUGAAGAUCCUUUAGAGACAGGAAAAACAGAAAACAUGUGUGGUAUAGAGGAAUUUGUUCCAGUAAAAGUUAAAAAUGAAUGUGAAGAUAGUGACAAUGAAGAAGAGGAGGAAGAAGAUGAAGAAGAUUGUGAUAAUAUCAGUAAUAUCGUGUCACAGGAUAAUGAAACAAAUUAUAUUCAUGAAGCAGAUGUGAUUAUUGAUGAGUCUCCUGAAUAUUCUAACAAACUAUAUUCUUACAUAUUUAAGGACCUUAGUUCCGAUGAAUUAUCUGUAGAUUCAAAUGAUGAAGCCUAUAAUAAUAGUAUUAAUACUGAUCAAUUGAAGGCGGAAGAAGAUAUGUGUGCUAAAGAGGAAUUUGUUCCAAUAGCUAUUAAAAAUGAAAGUGAAGUAAGUGCCUAUGAAGAAGAAAGUUAUGAUGAUAAUAAAAUGGCACAGGAAAACGGUUCAAAUUAUUUGCAAGGGGAAGACAUAAUUAUUGAGGAAUCCGUUGAAAAUUCAGACAAACUAUAUGCUUACAUAUUUAAGGACCUUAGUUGCGAUGAACAUUCUGAUGAUUCAAACCAUGGAUAUUUCAAUUCAAAACAUGAUGUAAACACAUCCUCUAACAAUUUAAAGAGACGUGGAAGGACGAUUUUUAUAAGAAUUUUGCCAAGUUUAAUACAGUUAUAUAAAAAGUAUGAACUUCUAUGGCAAGUAGAUAAUAUCGCAUUCGGUAUAAAAGAAAAAAUAAAUGAUGUUUAUGUCCAAAUAUUUGAAGAGUUAAAAUUAAUGCACGAUGUAAAUAUCACAUUAGAAGAUAUAAGCUAUCAUAUAAACUAUAUAAACGAUUUAUACUCUAAAGAUAAAAAUAAUGAAUUAACGUGCAAAAUGGAAGAAAAGCUAUUUGUACCAGAAUAUGAGUACUAUGCAGAAUUGUCAUUUCUCAAUAAUAGUCAAGGUCCAUUUUUAUGUAUGAUUUGCAAUAAAACACUGUUAAAAUAUGAUUCCUAUUGUCAACAUAUGGCACAACACAGUGGAACACAGCCAUUUAGAUGUCCAUCUUGUGAAGUGACAUUUAAAUGUUAUCAUACAUUCCUUACACACAAGAAACGUCAUUUGGGUAUAUAUAAUUUUCACUGUGAUGUAUGCGGAAAGGGCUAUUCGUUAAAAACUGACUUAGAAUGGCAUAAAACUUCACAUACCGGUGAUAAACCUUAUUUAUGUCAAAUAUGUGGUAGAGGAUUUAGGGCACGUCAUGGCUAUGUAAAUCAUAUAAGGCGUCAUGAGCAACGCUUUAGGUACGAGUGUCACAUAUGUAAAAGAGGAUUCAAUCUAUUACAUGCUCUUAACAGUCAUGUCAAAUCUCAUCUCAAUAUACGUGACAUAAUAUGCGAAAUUUGUGGCAAAGGUUUUGUACAUAAACAAUCUUUACGGAAACACGAACUUAUACAUGGCGAUGUGAAAAAAUAUAAGUGCAAUGAAUGUGGAAAAGCAUUUUUCCAGGCGUGUGGCUUACGAUCCCAUAGAAAAAAACAUCAUUCUUAAAUUAUGUGUAAAUAAUUUUUAUGCAAAAAAGUUUGAAAAUAAAACUUUUAACCUAUUUAUUAAAAUAUCAUAAAAACAUAAACUUCCUUAUUAAAUUUGUUCUUUUUUUAGUUUUUAAGUUUUAUUUAUAAAUUAUUGAUGUCACAUACAGCAUAUAUUAAUGAUUGCAAUAAAAAGGUUAAUUAAAAAUUUUCAGCAA
Lucilia cuprina (Australian sheep blowfly) is the source of this 2062-nucleotide messenger RNA. Its product is annotated as zinc finger protein 112-like. The transcript has 3 exons. Gene Ontology annotation, biological process: regulation of DNA-templated transcription. The coding region runs from base 37 to 1863 and encodes 608 amino acids. The record is from RefSeq and is a predicted model, not a curated record. Gene Ontology annotation, molecular function: RNA polymerase II cis-regulatory region sequence-specific DNA binding; DNA-binding transcription factor activity, RNA polymerase II-specific. Lineage: Eukaryota; Metazoa; Arthropoda; Insecta; Diptera; Calliphoridae.